Mesitornis unicolor (brown roatelo) is the source of this 2925-nucleotide messenger RNA. RefSeq names its product tau tubulin kinase 2 (gene TTBK2). The annotation marks the transcript as partial. The record is from RefSeq and is a predicted model, not a curated record. NCBI's taxonomy places the organism in Eukaryota, Metazoa, Chordata, Aves, Mesitornithiformes, Mesitornithidae. The transcript is spliced from 7 exons.
CUUCUCAUGUCUGUGUUUGACAACAGCAUGAAAACAUUUGGGGUUAUUGAAAGUGACCCUUUUGACUGGGAGAAGAGUGGAACUGAUGGCUCUCUGACAACAACAACUACUUCAACCACGCCUCAGUUGCACACUCGUCUUACUCCGGCUGCAAUUGGAAUUGCCAACGCCACUCCUAUCCCAGGAGACUUGCUGCGAGAAAACACAGAUGAAGUGUUUCCUGAUGAACAGCUCAGUGAUGGAGAGAAUGGUAUUCCAGUUGGUGUCUCACCAGAGAAGCUACCUGGAUCCCCUGGGCAUCAGCGUCCUCAAGAAAAAGAUGUUUGGGAAGAAAUGGAUGCAAACAGAAACAAAAUAAAACUAGGGAUCUGUAAGGCUGCCACAGAGGAAGAAAACAGCCAUGGGCCAGUGAAUGGAAUGCUUAAUGCACCGAGUCUCGGUUCUCCAAUUCGAGUUCGCUCAGAAACCACCCAGCUGGACAGAAAUGUCCCACUGGUGCGAAAGUUACGUUCGAUUCACAGCUUUGAACUGGAGAAGUGUCUGACGUUGGAGUCAAAGCCAGAUACUGAUAAGUUUCUUGAGACGUGUUUGGAGAAGAUGCAGAAAGACUUGAAUGCUGCGGCAGAGACUCCUGUUGCUGCUGUUCCUCCUCUUUCUCAGAAAACGGCCAUUCCUGUGACUGCCCGCAUGGACCACGUUUGGCACUACGAUGAAGAAUAUCUCCCAGAUGCUUCAAAGCCUGUGUCAGCUAGUUCUCCAGAACAUGCUGACGGUGUUAUUAGCAAUGGAUUUGUAGCUGUCAACUUAAGCUCCUGCAGGCAGGAGGUUGACUCCAAGGAAUGGGUGAUAAUAGAUAAGGAACGGGACUUGCGGGACUUCAGGAUAAAUGAGGCUUUAGGGCACAAAACAACUGGAAGUCCCUCAGAUGAAGAGCCAGAGGUACUACAAGUUCUAGAGGAGUCCCCUCCAGAAGACCAGCCCAGACAGGGUGGUGGGGCAGGAAACGGCGUCCAUGCCAAGAAUCAGACCUCUGAGGUGGGGUUUGUUCUAGCCAUGGAGUGUCAUCCUGCUGUUUCUGAACAGCUUACAGAUAAAUUGGAACUUCUGUCUGGAGCUGCUGGACAGCUUCUUGCAGCCACCCCUACAAGUCCUAUGGAAGCUCAAGCGGAAGGAGCACUCACUCCGAUGACAAUACCCAGACCUUCAGUGGCAUCCACACAAUCUGCUUCGGAGAGCUUUCAUUAUGGCCACCAGCUGGAGAAAAGAGAGCAGGAUGCUCAGUCUGUGGAACACACCGCAGAACUUUCCUCUCCAAAGGAAAAUCUGCCAGGGUUGGUUGUGACAGAAGAUGCACUUCCAGCUCGUGCCAGCAGGCCAGAUUUGGUACUUAGUAUCAGCCAAGAGGUGCUUGACAGGGAAGGACUUGUCAAAGAGUGUGUCAACAUCCUAGACUGUGGCCAGAAGGGCCUACCUGAACAACACAGUGGGACUCAGGAAGAGAAAGAACUUGAAAAUAUGCCGGUAGAGGAGGGUGAGGAGGAAAGGCUUCCAGUGGUUUCUGAGGAUGCCAUUGAAAUGCUAAGCAAGGAACAGAAUUCUUUGCCAGGAAACUCAAAAUCUGCAGAGGAAGAGCCUCUAACGAAUACUGAAGCUGCUGAGGAAUCAAAGCCAAGGCCUGUCUGUUUGGUGCCAAAUCAAGAUGAGGUUCUGAAGUCGGUAGCACCUAAAACAUCAGAAUUUUCUCCCUCAAGACCUACCAAACCACAUAUUAAUAGACAGGCAAGCAAAAUAGCACCAGUUCAGGAAAAUGGUUUUCAUUCUAAUAAGGAAGAAGUCCAUAUUCAAGACUUGAAAUGCCACCAAGUGGCCCUUACUGCUUUUUUGCACCAGGAGGACAAAAAAGAGAAACAUGCUCCCAGAAAUGGAGAGUUACUCCACUGCAUUUCAGAAAAUGAGAAUUCUCAUCGGUCUAAGAAGGACUUGGGUAAAUCUCCUUUUGUAUUCAGGCAGAGCCGGAUCCCAGUUCUAGCACAAGAGAUAGACUUAACGUCAGACUCCUCUUCUCCUGUUUCAGCAAAGGAAAAGCUUCUUCUAAAAAAGGCUCAUCAGACAGACUUGGUGAGACUACUUAUGGAAAAGAGACAGCUCAAAUCUUUCCUUGGUGACCUCUCAAGUGCCUCUGAUAAGUCACUGGAGGAAAAAAUGGCUGCUGCUCCAGUACCGUUUUCUGAGGAUGAUGUCUUAUCCUCAUUUUCUAGAUUGACACUGGACUCUCAUUUCAGCAAGCAGACAGAAGAUAGCUCUUUAUCUCCAAGCAGCCCUCAGUCCAGAAAAAGCAAGAUUCCAAGGCCAGUGUCCUGGGCAACCACUGAUCAAGUCACCAGUUCAAGUUCAGCUCAGUUCCUUCCUCGGCCACCACCAGGAAAACCGCCUGCUAGACCUGGAGUAGAAGCUAGGUUACGGAGAUACAGAGUCCUAGGGAGCAGCAGCUCGGACUCAGAUCUUAUCUCUCGUCUGGCUCAAAUCCUGCAGAAUGGAUCUCAAAGACCAAGGAGCUCUACCCAGUGUAAGAGUCCGGGAUCUCCACAUAGUCCAAAAACACCACCCAAAAGCCCUGUCAUCCCCCGACGCAGUCCCAGUGCCUCCCCUAGGAGCUCUUCUUUACCCCGUACUGCCAGUUCUUCUCCGUCCCGGGCUGGGAGACCCCAUCACGAUCAGAGGAGUUCAUCCCCACAUCUUGGGAGGAGUAAAUCACCUCCUAGCCAUUCAGGCUCCUCAUCUUCUAGGAGAUCCUGCCAACAAGAGCACUGCUGCAACAAACCAAGCAAGAAUGGACUGAAAGGAUCUGGCAGUUCCUUCCACCAUUCCCCAAACACUAAGACUCCCACAGGAAAGAGCAAAUCAGCCACUAAGCUUAGCAGAUAA